AAGUCUCACUCUUAUUUGGAUUUGAUGUUAUCUUACUCUUGUCCAACAAGAACAACAAGUUCUCCUUUAUAUUCUCUCCUUUCAAACACUCUUGCAAGAUAAAUGGAUACAACAGUUUUGAUACUUCUCUUCCUUUCCUCACUCCCCCUGUUUUAUCUUCUAGCCAAACAAAAGCCACCCAAGAAGAAGCUACCACCUGGCCCCUUCGGCUUCCCGGUCAUUGGCCAGAGCCUGAGCCUUUUCCGGGCCCUGAGAACCAACACUGGCGAGCAAUGGCUCGAGCAGAAAGUACGCAAAUUCGGGCCGGUUUUAAAGCUAUCGCUGUUCGGCCAUCCGACGGUCUUUCUCGCCGGCCAGGCAGCGAACAAGCUCGUGUUCGGUAAUGACACUCUUACGCCUCGCCAGACGAGAUCGUUCACGAGUAUUAUGGGGAGGCAGACGAUGAGGGAGAUGAUCGGCGACGAUCACCGCAGGCUAAGGGCGGCGUUCGGGCAGUUUCUGAAGCCCGACGUGCUGAAAAAGUAUGUCAGCAAGAUCGACGAGGAGGUUCGGUAUCACAUCAAGAUGAACUGGACUGGACAGCAAACCGUCACGGUAACGCCCUUGAUGAAGUGUCUCACGUUCGACAUCAUGUGCUCCCUCAUCUUCGGCCUAGAUCGCGGCGAUACAAGACAAGCACUGGCCACAGAGUUGGUGGACAUGGUCGCCGGUAUGUGGUCGAUUCCGCUGAACAUACCGUUUACGCGCUUCAAUAAGAGCAUGAAGGCGAGCCGAAGGGCCCGCAGAAUACUUUCUAAGGUCAUACAAGAAAGGAGGAGAAACCUGGAUCAUGGACUCUGCUCUCCCCAUGCAGACCUCAUUACUUGCUUGCUUAGCUUAAAUCAAGAAGGAUGUGGAAAUGAAGCUUUAAGUGAGGAGGAGAUCAUCGACAACACGAUCUUCGCCAUGGUCGCCGGUCACGACACGACGGCCGUCCUCAUCACUUUCAUGAUCCGCCAGCUCGCGAAAGAUCCGGCCAUCCAUGCUAAGGUUGCUCGAGAGCAAGAAGGGAUUGCCAAGAGCAAAACCCCUGGAGAAACUCUAACAUGGGAUGACCUCAACAAGAUGAAGUACACAUGGAGAGUAGCACUAGAGACUUUGCGGAUGAUUCCUCCGGUAUUUGGGAGCUUCAGAAAAGCUCUUAAAGAUGUCGAAUUCAACGGAUAUCUCAUACCAAAAGGAUGGCAUGUUUUUUGGGCAUCAAGCAUGACGCAAAUGAAUGCAGAUAUUUUCCAUGAACCGCAUAAGUUUGAUCCUACGCGCUUCGAGAAUCAAUCAUCCAUACCGCCUUAUUGUUUUAUAGCAUUCGGAGGAGGUUCGCGUAUAUGCCCUGGUAAUGAGUUUGCGAGAAUAGAGACAUUAGUAGCAAUGCACUACAUAGUCACUCAAUUCAGAUGGAAAUUAUCAGGCGAAGAUGACGGCUUUACGCGGUAUCCAUUGCCGUCGCCUUCUCAAGGGCUUACUAUCAAACUCGAGCCAAAGGGAGAUAUGUGACCAUCUAGGAGUUUUGCUGAUGAAAAGAUAAGAAAUAAGUCCCUACCUAGUUAUGUAAUGAUCUUUGGUGCUGUGUUAAGGGGUUUGCGGAGAGUAUUUGAUGUGUGUAUAUUUCGUAGUUUUUUUCUGGACAAAGAUGCUUCAUAGAUACAU
Molecule: messenger RNA, 1686 nt
Organism: Ananas comosus (pineapple)
Lineage: Eukaryota; Viridiplantae; Streptophyta; Magnoliopsida; Poales; Bromeliaceae
Product: cytochrome P450 716B1-like
Exons: 4
Coding region: 103-1533 (476 amino acids)
Biological process (GO): sterol metabolic process
Molecular function (GO): heme binding; oxidoreductase activity, acting on paired donors, with incorporation or reduction of molecular oxygen; iron ion binding
Source: RefSeq, a predicted model, not a curated record